Molecule: messenger RNA, 3843 nt
Organism: Heteronotia binoei (common prickly gecko)
Lineage: Eukaryota; Metazoa; Chordata; Lepidosauria; Squamata; Gekkonidae
Gene: ZDHHC8
Product: zinc finger DHHC-type palmitoyltransferase 8
Exons: 11
Coding region: 30-2348 (772 amino acids)
Biological process (GO): protein palmitoylation
Molecular function (GO): palmitoyltransferase activity
Source: RefSeq, a predicted model, not a curated record
AAUCUGCCUAGUGAUGUGUAAAGCACAGGAUGCCCAACAGCAUCGGGAAAAGGUUUAAACCCACGAAAUACAUCCCGGUCUCCACCGCCGCCGCUUUGCUCGUCGGAUCCACCACUUUGUUCUUCGUCUUCACGUGCCCCUGGUUAACAAGAGCCGUCUCCCCAGCCAUCCCUCUGUACAAUGGGCUCGUUUUUCUUUUUGUCCUCGCAAACUUCAGCAUGGCGACCUUCAUGGACCCAGGAGUUUUUCCACGAGCAGAUGAAGAUGAGGAUAAAGAUGACGAUUUCCGAGCUCCGCUGUACAAGAACGUGGAGAUCAAAGGGAUCCAAGUACGGAUGAAAUGGUGUGCCACUUGUCACUUCUAUCGCCCUCCCCGUUGCUCCCAUUGCAGCGUUUGUGACAACUGUGUGGAGGAUUUUGACCAUCAUUGCCCUUGGGUUAAUAACUGCAUAGGACGGAGGAACUACCGAUAUUUUUUCCUCUUCUUGCUGUCCUUAAGCGCCCACAUGGUUGGAGUGUUCACUUUUGGACUCAUCUUCGUUUUAAACCACGCGGAAAAACUGGGGGCAGUGCACACAGCCGUUACGAUGGCUGUCAUGUGUGUGGCUGGGUUGUUCUUUAUUCCAGUCAUUGGCCUCACAGGCUUCCAUAUUGUCCUAGUGGCACGAGGACGCACAACCAACGAACAGGUGACAGGUAAAUUCCGAGGAGGAGUGAAUCCUUUCACUCGAGGAUGCUGUGGUAAUGUGGAACAUGUUCUCUGCAGCCCUCUGGCACCCAGAUACAUUGUUGACCCAAAGAAGAAACAGCCAGUAAGCGUGAAACCACCCUUUCUGAGACCAGAUUUAACUGAGCGGCAGAUCACAGUCAAGAUCAGUGACAACGGCAUUCAAGCCAACCUCAACCGGAGCAAGUCUAAAGUUAGCCUGGAAGGGUUGGAAGACAAAAGCCUGGAUAUCCAGCCACCUCUACCACCCAAAGGAGAUUCCAGCAAAUAUAGUGAACUGGGGAGCAGUGAAGAGAGCAGCCUUUCGCCCAAACUGAUCAGCCCUCCCACACCGGCAAUGUAUAAGUAUCGCCCAGCUUUCAGUAACAAUCCUAAAGUACACUAUCAUGGAGCAUCUGAACAGAUCUCCAUACAGGAUGGCCACAAGCAAGCAGCCGUCAUGGAGGAGAACGACAGCAGCCUCGAUUACCAGUCAGAACCGAGCGUCGAUAUCCCCAGCUAUCGGAAGAGCUCCCUCCACAAGACCUACCAGUCUUCUCCACUCCAGAUAGACUCCUUUGCUGUCAAUUCGAGGUCUUUGAGCCUAAAAUCCGCCAGCCGGCGAGGGUUAGACAAAAUGCCCCUCCAUCCCCUGAAGUCAGAAGGGGCUGCCUCCACACCUUACAAGAGCAUCUUUUCCCCCAACUCUUUGUCGAACAGGAACGGAAGUUUGUCUUAUGACAGUUUGCUCAACCCCAUGUCCCCCUCAGGGAGGAGGUGCAUAGCUCAUUCCGCUGUGGGCUCCAUUGGGUACCACUCGCCAUAUUUGUCUGCCAAAAUGUGCCACCUGCGAGGCAGAGAGCUUCAGCGCCCACCCCCACAGAGCUUCAGCCCCGUGCUGGGCAGCCCGGCUUCACACCCACGUGACCCCUCACCGGUCCGCUAUGACAACCUGUCGAAAACCAUUAUGGCAUCCAUUCAGGAGAGGAAGGAAAUGGAGGAGAGGGAAAAACUCCUCCUCUCUCACCCAGACUCUGUGUUUGCAGACUCUGGUGUGUACGACACCCCUAGUUCUUACAGCCUUCAGCAAGUCAGCAUGCUGUCGGAAGACCCUCGGAGCAUCGUCUUGAGAUACGGCUCUAGAGACAACCUGAUGGCCGCAAGCAGUUUUAGCGCAAGGAACCCUGUCCUGCAGGCCUCGGUUACUUCCCUCUCCAGCGCCAUGACCAGAACAUCAAGGACUUCCACUCCUUCCCUUCAAGCUGACUUAGCCAAUAACAAUGUCCAAGCCCACCAAGCAUUGCAGGGCAGGAUGAGCAAUGGCUCCUUCAAGUCUCCUGGCCAUCAAGUCCCAUCAUCCCCCGGUGGGAUACCUAGGUCACCUUCGUAUGGCCCAAAAGCGGUCUCUUUUGUUAACGCUGUGGAAAUAACAGAGGCACAACCUAUGGGGACUCCAAGGGAGGACAUCCAGUUGAAGACACCUCACAGUAAAAUUAACGGACAGCCAAAAGGAAUUUCAAGGGUAGAGUGUCGACUAGGAUCAACGCCAAGCCUCCAGGGCCCCCCAGUCAGUCCUGCUAGGCACUCAAACGUUAAGAAAGUGUCUGGAGUGGGUGGAACGACCUACGAAAUUUCAGUAUAAAAAAGAAAUUCGUGAAACAAACAGCCAUCCACAAAACCAGCCGUGAAGCUAGGUGCACUGUGAAAACUCAGAUAAUAAUGCCAACAACAAGAAGUGGAGGAGGAGCAGCUGAUGGAGUCGUUUCUGUUUCGUUUCAUGGGGGUUGGUUGGUUUUUGUUUUUAAAUUUAAAAAAAAAACUUUCUUCAUUCUUUUCUUUUUAAAAAAACCAUUUUUUGGCCAAAAACCAGCUGCAGCCUUAUUUGUGAAGAAAUAAAACUUUGUACAGCUCAUUAUCUCCAAAAGGAAGUUGGGAACCAGCUGGACCAGUUGACAGAUGUGCGGCACCACGAGUCAGAGAUUACUCUUGUUUUUGCGGAAGAGAAUGGGAAAAGCCAUUGUGCGUUUGUCUGUCCAUCAAAUCCUGUCAUGUAGAUGUCGUACUGUGAUCUUAAAAAAACAGUUUGAUCAGGCUCAGUGGUUCUCCCCGUCCUGUCCUCUAAGUUUGAUGGCAAACGAUGUGAUAGAAUGACAGAGUUAAUUAGCUUAUUUUUUUUUCAUUCUAUAAAUUAUGAAUACUAGAUUUCUUGGAAGAGGUUGCUGUUCCCCAAGGCACCAAAUAACUAUGGCUGCCCAUUCAUUUUGCAGGAGGAAACAGAUUCACGUGGGCGGCCACAUGAAUAUAAGAAGAGCCCUGAUGAUCAGACCAAGCAUCUGUCUAGACCAGCAUCCUGUUUCCCCACAGUGGCUGGCCAGAUGUUUUUUUUUAAAAAACCACAAGUAGGGCAUGAACACAACAGUCCUCUUCUACAGUUGACCCCAGCAACCAGUAUCUGGAGGUAUAUUGCCCCUGAACAUGGAAAUCCCAUGUAGCCAUUUAUGGAUAAGUCUUUGAUAGAUCUCUCUUCCACAGUUGUCUAAAACACUUUUAAAACUAUCUGUUAGAGGACAUCAUGCUAUCCUUGUGGUGGUGAAUUCCACAAAUUAAUCAUGCAUUAUAGGAAGCAGUGAUUUCUUUUUUCUGUCCUAAAUCUGCUCCCCAUGAAUUCCCCAACUUUCAGUAUUAUGAAAGUAGAAAAUUUGUCUCUGUCCACUUUCUUUGCUCCACACUGGAAGGUAUGCCAAUCUGUUUCCUCCAUUGGAAUGAAUGGAGAAAGUUUGUGUGAACAAGGAAUUCUCAUACAUGCGCACAAGCAUGGGUUUCUGCGCCAUUGUAGGCAAGAGCAGGGCUCAAGCAAAGUCAGUUGUGAUCUUCUUCAGCUGAAGGGGGCCAGUGGUCAUUUGACUAUCAUGCAGUCUGUUUUUUGUGAGUGUUUUCUGAGCAAGGGAAGGGGAGAAAGUGGUUUGGAGGUAUCCCGUUAUCCUUCACCCACUGUGUAUUAAAUCCUGUGUCCAUGUGAGUUUGUUAAUCAUGUCAAAAAACUGUCACACAAAGAAGCAACUUCCGUUCCUCCUUGGAUUAUUUUUUUUAAAAGCCUAUUCAGCUCAGAGAAAAGAAACCCCCAAAUAUUCAACUGA